Striga hermonthica is the source of this 378-nucleotide messenger RNA. The record is from the annotation of a GenBank genome assembly. Lineage: Eukaryota; Viridiplantae; Streptophyta; Magnoliopsida; Lamiales; Orobanchaceae.
AUGGAGGACGACGUUAUCCUCGCCUCGCCUACUUCCCUUAAGCACAGGCUCCGGCAAUUUCUGUGCUUCUCCUGCUGCUUCCGGCGCCGCCACAUCCAUCUCAAUCCCCCGCCGCCACAGCCGUCAGAUGGCAGCCCUGUCCUUGUCUGGGUCGGGAUCAACGGGCCCCACGAGCGUUCGAUGUCGGAAAUCAAAGAGAAGUGCCGCGCGAUGUUGGGUCUAUCAGCGGCCAGGCAUAAGAGGCACUCGUCGGCUGAGUUUAGCUACGAUCCGCUGAGUUACGCUCUCAAUUUCGAGGACGGUUCCAAUUUUGACGAUGAGGCGCCGCUGAGGAAUUUCUCAACCAGGCUUUUGCCGGUUCCGGCCGCCGUUAGUUGA